Molecule: messenger RNA, 1551 nt
Organism: Branchiostoma belcheri (Belcher's lancelet)
Lineage: Eukaryota; Metazoa; Chordata; Leptocardii; Amphioxiformes; Branchiostomatidae
Product: calcium and integrin-binding protein 1-like
Exons: 8
Coding region: 142-696 (184 amino acids)
Molecular function (GO): calcium ion binding
Source: RefSeq, a predicted model, not a curated record
GACUAGCCCUGCGGUCACGUGACAGGUAACAAAACAGCAGCCAUCUUGUUUCUUUGGUCUUUUCCGUCAAAAAUUUGUCUGUUUUCAGUUUUUUCGUCAAAGUUUGUUGAGAUCUGCGUCGUUUGAACACAUCAGAUCGCAAUGGGAGGAUCAAGUAGCCAGUUUACGCAAGAGGAACUGAAAGAAUAUCAGGAGCUGACUUAUUUCACAAAGAAAGAAAUUCUACAUGUUUUUAAGAGGUUCUAUCUCCUGGACCCUCCGAGUGUCAGAGCCAACAAGAACGCCAGGCUGCCCAAGGAGAAGAUAUGGUCCCUUCCUGAGUUAAAGGUGAAUCCGUUCAAAGAUCGGAUCUGUGAUGUGUUCUCAUCGUCAGGGGACGGUGACCUGUCGUUCGAGGACUUCUUGGACAUGAUGUCUGUGUUCAGCGAUGCUGCACCCAAGAAUGUCAAAGUGGAAUAUGCCUUCAAAGUUUAUGACUUUGACAGCGAUGGUUACCUGGACAAGUCAGACCUGAAACAAGUGGUGGAUCGACUGACGGGAGAGCAGAAACUGAGCGACACAGAGAUGGAACAACUCGUGGACAACUUGUUUGAAGAGGCAGAUCUGGAUGAGGAUGACCAACUUUCCUUCGCUGAGUUUGAGCACGUCAUCUCCAAAGCCCCUGACUUCAUCAACUCAUUCCGCAUCCGUCUGUAAAUGUGAACGUCAUCAUCUUAACCACUCACCACUACACUACAUGUACCUGUACACUACAUGUACCUGUGCAUGAACUGCCUUCACCAGUCCUGCAUGUGCCUUAAAUAAUGUAAUGCAUGGCUCAAUUUUAAUGCAAUGUGAAUGCUGAAACUUCUGUGGUGGUUUUUAUCUUAAAAUUUCAAUUUUCAAGAUGACCUUACACUGCGAAAUUAAAACACAGUGAAUGUGUACUGUACCACAGAAUUGUUUCAACGUGAACUUCUAACACAGCAAAAAAAAUUUUUUCCUGAUACUGGAAAAUAAAACCACUGAGUAAGUUUCUGCAAUUUUGGUAUCUGGAUUACCAGUAUGCAAUCUACUACUGUAACUUGUAGUUGAUUGCAUAUCCAUGUCUGGAAGUUGACAAAAGAACCGUACAGUUUUGUCAUGACGAUCUGCAAAAUGUCUUUCAAGCAGUUUUUUGUCCCCAUGUUUCUCAAACAUUUUGCUUGUUGUCACUAACCCCAUGUGUAUAGUUAAUAUCUGUCUAGUUUGGAAUAUGCACGUAAAGUCAUAGAAAUGGUUUUAAUAUAAUUUUGAUAUGUUAUUUCCUUGUAAAUAUCAUGCAAAAGGGAUGGAAGUUUCAGUGCUUUUUCAAAUGAAACUGACCACAUUUGUUUUGGAACAGAAAGUUUUUGUUACAAACAAGUAAAAAGUGUCCAAAUUGAGUUGACUGUGCCUUGAACAAAAUUGAACAGUGCAAUCUCCAAAGUUUUCCAAGUGUCAUUUUAAAGAAAUGAAAUUUUUGCGUGCAUGGUGUUGUUUUUCAACUUGAUAUGGAAAAAUGUGCCUUCUUUUCAGCAGUGAACAAAAAAA